AUGUUCAGGUUCUCGACUUCAGACCUUGAGGCCAUCAGUGGCAAAUUCGACACAGUUUGCUGUGUGGAUGUUCUUAUUCACUAUCCGCCCGACAAGAUGUCUGGGAUGGUGCAACAUCUUGCGGGGCUUAGCAAGGAGAGGCUCAUUCUGUCAUUCGCUCCAAAGACUUGGUACUAUACACUGUUGAAGAGAAUUGGCGAGCUGUUUCCAGGCAAAUCAAAGACUACACGUGCCUACUUGCAUGAAGAAGUUGACGUGGAGGCUGCACUGCAAGCAGCUGGCUACAAGGUCACCCGCAAGGAGAUGACGGCUACCAAUUUCUACUUCUCGCGUUUGUUCGAGGCUUGUCCAUUUUUUAGAAGGAAGUGGUGA
This is a messenger RNA of Durusdinium trenchii, 372 nucleotides long. The record is from the annotation of a GenBank genome assembly. NCBI's taxonomy places the organism in Eukaryota, Dinophyceae, Suessiales, Symbiodiniaceae.